AUGAGCUACCUCUUUGUGGAUUACUACGAGGACAUGGGCAUCAAGUUAUGCUUUGCUUCCAUGGCACACCCACGUAGCAACGGGCAAGUCAAGAGAGCCAAAGCAGAAAUCCUCAACGGGCUGAAAACCAGGACCUACGACGAGCUCAAGAAGCAUUGCACAGGCUGGAUAGACGAGCUUCUGGCGGUGGUUUGGGCGAACCGGACCACCCCAAGCCACGCAAUAGGUGAGACACCAUUCUUUCUCGUGUACGGAGCCGAAGCCGUGCUCCCGGCCGAAGUAAAAUUGGGAAGCCUGCAGGUACAAGCCUACAACGAGGAAAAUCAAGAUCAGCUGUGA
Molecule: messenger RNA, 339 nt
Organism: Panicum hallii
Lineage: Eukaryota; Viridiplantae; Streptophyta; Magnoliopsida; Poales; Poaceae
Exons: 1
Coding region: 1-339 (112 amino acids)
Molecular function (GO): nucleic acid binding
Source: RefSeq, a predicted model, not a curated record